GUGUGUGUGUGUGCGUGUGUGUGUGUAUGUGUUGGGUUUUGUGUGUAUGUGUGUGCGCACGGGUGUGCAUAUGUGUUGCUGUCUAACACAGCAGAGCAGAGAGGGGGUCUGGCUGGGUGCUGCUGGGGGGCUAUUUUUAGUCCCACAGAUGGACCUUUCUAAACUUCCAUUCUUGGAGAACUGUGGGGGGUUAUAAUUAGAUGGGUGAUAGACUAGUGACACUGACACUCAGGCUGUGGGUUGGGUUGGUGGGCAGGGGCCUUGGUAAUCCCUGGUGUUUCACUGUGUCCUGAGUAAAGAUUACAUGAUAAGGCAGCACUUCUAGAACUGAUGGUCAGUAGUAGAAAUACAACACUAGACUACUGUACCAGCAAACAUGUCAUUUGAUGAUGUGUGAUCUGAAAUCAGAUAGGCUUACUUCAGUCUAUUUUCAUUUUAGCUUGCCAUAAUCACCAAAAGUAACUUUAACCCUUUAGGUUUCAAAUAUAUUUUUUAAGUGUGUAGUGAAAUCCUUUAAGAGAAAUGAUUUGUGCUGUAAUGUGUCUACGUGUAACAGGCCUGUCAUCACCUCCAUUUCUUUAGUUUACACUGUGACUGGCAACCAUCUUAUAGUCUGUGCACAGCUGUCUGACUGUCAGAGAGGCUGUUGUAGACUAUCAGCUGUUCACACAGCCCUGCCCUGCCUGCAGAACCAUGAUCAAGAAGACCUCUGCAUUUGUAGAAGUAUGGUGGUCAUCUUACAUUCUUUUCCAAGAUGAUCUACUCAUUCCAGGCAUUUUGGGAAGUGAAGUCUGUUUCCGCCUCUCAAAAACACAGGAAGGGGAAAUUAUUUGAUGUAACCAUUGUUUGCUUAUAGCUUAGAUUACUUUGUCCUUAUAACUGAACUGAAAAUGUAGCCAAUUUCUCAAAGUAGGCCUGCUUUUGUAGUUUAAUUAUGCCUGCCUUUAAUAUACGUUUCUACAAUAAAAUGUACGCAGGUAAUAAAGUAUACUAUGAUAUAAUAUCAUAAAGCAUCAUGAUUUACAUAAAAUGUUGUCAUAUAAAAAUAUAUAAGCAGGCAGAUAACAACUGAGGUUAGCCAAAAGUAUUUCUAAAUAUUAACUUUUUAUUUUUUGGACACUUCAUCUAUCCCACUCCAGUUCGCUAGGUGGCAGUAAAUACUCAUUGUUAGCAGUACUACGCUCGCAAGAAGAUAAUUGUUGCUCUGUUGUGAUUUUGGGUGUGUAGCUAGCUAGCUAAAGCGUUUUACAUUUUAUAUAAUAGCUAGCUAAUUCAUCACAAAGUUUGGGGAUACACAAUUGCGCCAACAAGGUUCGAUUUUUAAUGUUACGUGUACGUUGUAGUUGUGUGCACUUUACUAUAUUCGUUGAGACUAGACGUUAUGGUCUGCUGGCUAGUUUAGGUAGCAUCAAUCCAAUUUUCGUCAACUCCUCUCGUUACGUGAUUCAGUUGUCCGUCAGUUGAUCAGAAAAUCCUGAAAAUAAUAUCACAUAGUGGCCACAGUGUUUGAUAUUAGGUCGGUUUGUUCAACCUUUGAAAGUCGAAGUUACGUUGGCAACGUCAUAAACAAAUGCGGCGCCAUGUUGGCGGAAGUUGUGUUCCCUAGACAUUGAAGUGGCAUUCCCGGCGGCAUGAAAAUGGCUUUUUCUUGGCCCUAAGUAUGGAGGAGAACGAGGCACUGGAGGUCUACUGCAGGAGAAUGAUAACACAGGUCAACAAUCAACUAAACCCAGAAACUACAGGAGAGGGGGGGUGGAGAGAUAGCCAGGAGGAGAGGGAGGAAGAGGGGGAGAGAACAGCCCUCCGAGGGAGGGGGAGGCAGGGGUUGCAGAGUGAGAUGUGGAGUAGGAUGAUCAUACAAGUACACAGAAAACAGAACACAGAAACUACAGCGAGGAGAGAGAGGCAGAAGGAAAAGACUGUGAGGAGACAGAGGGAGUGUGAGGACCUUGCAGGAGAGCCUGUCCCUUUACAGCUCAUUUCUGCCCUGAAGAGGAAGACUUUCACAGAGGAGAUGAGACGGGCCAUGGACACAGAGCUGCAUGACCCAUCAGUGUGUGGAGUGUGUGUGCAGCAGCAGGCAGCUUUGUCUCUAAACACCUUCAUCAGGAGGAAGACUACUCAACUAGACACUAACAUACUGGAGGAUAAACUACACACACACCUCUGUAACAGGGACACUGUGUGUCUGUUGGGAGAGUUGCUAAGGGGCCUCCCCAAGCCCUCUGACGCCCCCAGCAGGAUCUGGGAACAACUGCAGGCCAGAGGAAGACAGCAACUUGGGGUUACCUUGGAGACAGAACCGGAAUCUGGAUGUACCCAGACAAGAGAACGUCAAUCUGGGGUUGCCCUGACGACAGUACAAGAACUGAGCUAAGUGUGCCCUCAUGCUGGCCAUGUGACUGAGCAUAGCAGAAAUGGCACCCUUUUCCCUAUGUAGUGAACUAGUUUUGCGUCGAGACAGCCCUACGUGGAAGUGGAUUACAGCCUGUGACUUUCACUGAGUGUCAUUGAUCAUGUGUAUUAUAAUGAGAUUCAUCUUAAAGUAAAAAGAAAAUACAAUUCGAACUGCAGUACAAAAUACAUUGUAUUCUUGUAUUCAAGUUUCACAUACAACACUGUUAAAAGCAAAUAAGCAUCAUGGUUUUCUCAGUCCUUGACCGUCCAUUAUGCCUUUAGUAAACAUUAGAACAACUUCCUGGGUUAUACAGUCGUGGCCAAAAGUUUUGAGAAUGACACAAAUAUUAAUUUUCACAAAGUUUGCUGCUUCAGUGUCUUUAGAUAUUUUUGUCAGAUGUUACUAUGGAAUACUGAAGUAUAAUUACAAGCAUUUCCUUAUUGUCAAAGGCUUUUAUUGACAAUUACAUGAAGUUGAUGCAACGAGUCAAUAUUGGCAGUGUUGCCCCUUCCUUUUCAAGACCUCUGCAAUCCUCCCUGGCAUGCUGUCAAUUAACUUCUGGGCCACAUCCUGACUGAUGGCAGCCCAUUCUUGCAUAAUCAAUGCUUGGAGUUUGUCAGAAUUUGUGGGGUUUUGUUUGUCCACCCGCCUCUUGAGGAUUGACCACAAGUUCUCAAUGGGAUUAAGGUCUGGGGAGUUUCCUGGCCAUGGACCCAAAAUAUCGAUGUUUUGUUCCCCGAGCCACUUAGUUAUCACUUUUGCCUUAUGGCAAGGUGCUCCAUCAUGCUGGAAAAGACAUUGUUUGUCACCAAACUGUUCCUGGAUGGUUGGGAGAAGUUGCUCUCAGAUGAUGUGUUGGUACCAUUCUUUAUUCAUGGCUGUGUUCUUAGGCAAAAUUGUGAGUGAGCCCACUCCCUUGGCUGAGAAGCAACCCCACACAUGAAUGGUCUCAGGAUGCUUUACUGUUUGCAUGACACAGGACUGAUGGUAGCGCUCACCUUGUCUUCUCCGGACAAGCUUUUUUCCGGGAUGACCCAAACAAUCGGAAAGGGGAUUCAUCAUAGAAAAUGACUUUACCCCAGUCCUCAGCAGUCCAAUCCCUGUACCUUUUGCAGAAUAUCAGUCUGUCCCUGAUGUUUUUCCUGGAGAGAAGUGGCUUCUUUGCUGCCCUUCUUGACACCAGGCCAUCCUCCAAAAGUCUUCGCCUCACUGUGCGUGCAGAUGCACUCACACCUGCCUGCUGCCAUUCCUGAACAAGCUCUGUACUGGUGGUGCCCCGAUCUCGCAGCUGAAUCAACUUUAGGAGACGGUCCUGGCACUUGCUGGAUUUUCUUGGGCGCCCUGUAGCCUUCUUCACAACAAUUGAACCGCUCUCCUUGAAGUUCUUGAUGAUCCGAUAAAUGGUUGAUUUAGGUGCAAUCUUACUGGCAGCAAUAUCCUUGCCUGUGAAGCCCUUUUUGUGCAAAGCAAUGAUGACGGCACGUGUUUCCUUGCAGGUAACCAUGGUUGACAGAGGAAGGACAAUGAUUCCAAGCACCACCCUCCUUUUGAAGCUUCCAGUCUGUUAUUCGAACUCAAUCAGCAUGACAAAGUGAUCUCCAGCCUUGUCCUCGUCAACACUCACACCUGUGUUAACGAGAGAAUCACUGACAUGUCAGCUGGUCCUUUUGUGGCAGAGCUGAAAUGCAGUGGAAAUGUUUUUGGGGGAUUCAGUUCAUUUGCAUUGCAAAGAGGGACUUUGCAAUUCAUUGAAAUUCAUCUGAUCACUCUUCGUAACAUUCUGAAGUAUAUGCAAAAUGCCAUCUUACAAACUGAGGCAGCAGACAUUGUGAAAAUGUAAUAUUUGUGUCAUUCUCAAAACUUUUGGCCACGACUGUACACUCCAAUAGUGAACACGUUUUCAUAUCAUCGCAAACAGUUACAACACAGUCAUUAUAGUUCAGUCAUGGAAAGUGUUCAUGCAAUGCAAACAUGUUAAAUACAGAGUAACAAGUAAAUGCUGUAUGUUUUACAUUUCUAAUGUUAGAGCCAAUAGCGACAUUAGCUGAAGAACGCUCAACUCCGUUCGCUUAUAUUGAGGCGGAGUUGAGUUUUGAUAACUGGUUGCGUGAUAUGCGAGCAACAACAUUGAGUCACCAUCAGUUGAUACUUGUUAAAAAGUCAAUUCUGAAAACGCCUACCUGUACCUGUUUGUCCUGUACAACCGCGGUCCCUCCAUAAGGGUGCCGAAAUUCAUACUUUGAAUAAAAACUUUUAGCGAAUACA
Molecule: messenger RNA, 4663 nt
Organism: Salvelinus fontinalis (brook trout)
Lineage: Eukaryota; Metazoa; Chordata; Actinopteri; Salmoniformes; Salmonidae
Exons: 3
Coding region: 1661-2377 (238 amino acids)
Source: RefSeq, a predicted model, not a curated record